This is a messenger RNA of Uncinocarpus reesii 1704, 567 nucleotides long. RefSeq lists its product as uncharacterized. The coding region runs from base 1 to 567 and encodes 188 amino acids. Gene Ontology annotation, cellular component: GINS complex. NCBI's taxonomy places the organism in Eukaryota, Fungi, Ascomycota, Eurotiomycetes, Onygenales, Onygenaceae. The record is from RefSeq and is a predicted model, not a curated record. The transcript is spliced from 2 exons. Gene Ontology annotation, biological process: DNA replication; DNA strand elongation involved in mitotic DNA replication.
AUGUACGGCGAUCAAGGAAACAAACUGGUCCAACACGCCAAACGCAUCCAAUCCCUCCCGCACCUCCCCCCGCACCACACCGACCUCACCCGCACCCUCAUCCGCGAAGUCCACGACCUCAACGCCAACGUCACCGCCCUCCUCGCGCCGUACACCUCCCCCGACUCUCCCACGCCCGCCUUCAACCCCUCCGCCAACCCGGCCACCGCCUGCGCCCUGCUCGUCAACCACCUGUGCAUGCGCCGUAACAAGCGCUGUCUGCUCGCGUACCACCGGGUGCGGGCGGAGAAGGUCGAGGAGCUGUGCUGGCGCGGGUAUGAUGUGGUGGAGUAUCAGCAGGAGAGGCGGCGGCGGGAGCAGCAAGGAGGAGGAGGAGGGGCGGGGAUGGGGAAUGUGUUGAGUGCGGAGGAAGAGGAGUAUUUGAGUAGGUAUUCGGAGAUGUUGCUGGGGUAUAAGGGGCGGUGGACGGAUGUGGAUUUGACGGGGAGUUUGGAGCCGCCGAGGGAUUUGUUUAUUGAUGUGAGGGUGCUGAACGAUGUGGGGGAGGUGCAGACGGAGUAUGGGUGA